AUGCGCCUUACUAGCAUAGCCACAAUCCUUCAGAGCGCCAGUUUCUUUGUGACAAUUCUUGCUGUCAAGACCACGAAGCACAUAGACGAGGACACGAAAGCCUUUGAUUGCAACCUCGACCUACUUAGGGUGUAUGGGAUUCAGACAAUACAUCCCGUGUCUCCAUCGCACAGAAAAUUCCGUGAAUUUUACCCACUUACUGAUGAAAAAUUCAAUGAAUUAUUGCAGAAGCCGAACGAUCAAAGGACAGUGAUGUAUUCAGAUAACUUUUCUACAAAUAAAAGCUUUCAAGAAUUAAAUCAUAUCUCGCAUCAAAGUAGAACAGGAGCUCAAGCUACUGACACAGACUAUAUAAACGUAGUCGACCAAAACGAUCGUCAGUGUGCCGUGGUGUUGAGGAAGGUAACUCGUAGCUUUGAGGCGCAGGGUUCGGUGAAAGAUACAGUAACUUUUGCACUUUGUAACAUUAAAUGA
This is a messenger RNA of Blumeria graminis f. sp. triticale, 474 nucleotides long. Lineage: Eukaryota; Fungi; Ascomycota; Leotiomycetes; Helotiales; Erysiphaceae. The record is from the annotation of a GenBank genome assembly.